GUUGGUGGAGCCCCCGCGGGAAACGACUCAGCGCGAGGAGCGUGCGCGCUCCCGUCGCGACGACGGUGGCGGCGAGCGGCGUCACAGCUUAGAGGGGGGGGUUGACGGCUUCUGGCGGGUGGCGGUGUUGGAGGCGAGAGCUUGCUUAGCCCGUGUCGCUUCUGUUCCCGGAACCGGACGGAGAGUGAGGGCACGAGGGUCGCUUUCGGGAGCUGCUGUCUUCCACGUACACGUCGUCGUGAGGAGCGCAGCCCGGACUCUCCCGGGACCCCUCCGGCUCUCCUUCCGCACGCCUCGAGGCGGCGGCGGCCACCGAGACAGCAUCGCACCUCCCCCCACCCCUUCCCCUCAUCCCCCCGCCCGAAAGGGCCCUGUCUGCGCCCCACCCCCGCCCGUCCGUCCGCUACGCCGCCGCCAUGUCGGCGCAGGCCCAGAUGCGCGCGAUGCUGGACCAGUUGAUGGGCACCUCCAGGGACGGGCCCUGGUGGUGGCAACCGCCUGUGUGCCACUGAAAAUCGUGCCGAUGCCUGGCAUACUGCAUAAAUGGAAGCAGGGUACCGCGUUCAAUGUAUCUAUGCCUGCCUACUUCAGUCUGCAAGGGAGUGUCAGAAAGGCCCCGCAAUCGCCGAGCCGAGAUACUACUCGUCAACGAAUCAAAUUCAGUGAUGACAGAGUAUGCAAGAGUCACCUUCUCAACUGUUGCCCCCAUGAUGUCCUUUCUGGCACCAGAAUGGAUCUUGGAGAAUGUCUGAAAGUCCAUGACCUGGCUUUAAGAGCAGAUUAUGAAAUUGCAUCCAAAGAACAGGACUUUUUCUUUGAACUUGAUGCCAUGGAUCAUCUGCAAUCAUUCAUUGCAGAUUGUGAUCGUAGAACAGAAGUGGCUAAGAAGAGAUUAGCAGAAACUCAAGAAGAGAUUAGUGCUGAAGUGGCGGCAAAGGCAGAGCGUGUUCAUGAAUUAAAUGAAGAAAUUGGUAAAUUGUUAGCCAAGGUGGAACAACUAGGAGCUGAAGGGAAUGUGGAAGAAUCCCAGAAAGUAAUGGAUGAAGUAGAAAAAGCACGGGCAAAGAAAAGAGAAGCAGAGGAAGUUUAUCGGAAUUCUAUGCCAGCUUCCAGUUUCCAACAGCAGAAACUUCGAGUCUGUGAGGUCUGCUCUGCCUAUUUAGGUCUUCAUGAUAAUGACAGACGACUGGCUGAUCAUUUUGGGGGUAAACUGCACCUGGGAUUUAUUGAAAUAAGAGAGAAGCUUGAAGAAUUAAAGAGAGUUGUAGCUGAGAAACAAGAGAAAAGAAACCAGGAGCGCCUGAAACGAAGAGAAGAAAGGGAGAGGGAAGAAAGGGAGAAGCUGAGGAGGUCCCGAUCACAUAGCAAGAAUCCUAAAAGAUCCAGGUCCAGAGAACAUCGCAGACACCGGUCUCGCUCCAUGUCGAGAGAACGCAAGAGGAGGACUCGGUCCAAGUCCCGGGAGAAACGCCAUCGCCACAGAUCCCGCUCCAGCAGCCGCAGCCGGAGCCGUAGUCACCAGAGAAGUCGUCACAGUUCUAGAGAUAGGAGCAGAGAGCGAUCCAAGAGGAGAUCCUCAAAAGAAAGAUUCAGAGACCAAGACUUAGCAUCACGUGACAGAGACAGGAGUUCAAGAGACAGAUCACCUCGUGACCGAGAUCGAAAAGAUAAGAAGCGGUCCUAUGAGAGUGCUAAUGGCAGAUCAGAAGACAGGAGGAGCUCUGAAGAGCGCGAAGCAGGGGAGAUCUAAUUAGCUGUGUACAUAACUUCAACCCUUAAGCUUCCUAUGGAGUCACACACUAUUGUUUAGUUUACAGCUGUUCAGGGCGACAGUGAGCAGUUCCAGACAUUGAUCCAGCCAGGCUAGAUGUACAGCAUCUAACUUGAUCUGAACUGAACCUGUUUUCCUUGAGGAAGCCUAAAACUACAUCCAUAGUUUCUGGUGAACCUGUAAUACAGUUCUGAGAGUGCAGUUUUAUAUAAUAAGACAUUGAUCUCUUUAUUCUUUCAAGUAGGAGUGAUAGUGAAUGAAUUGUGUUACUUGCCUUGGGAGUUUUUGAACAUUUGUAAGACGCUGUCUUCCUUUCUACUGCAAGCAGCAGCUUUGGGAAUUUUUCUUUUUAAUUCUUCUUUCUCUGACUUUUGUAUCCCCUAAUACCUGCACCCUCCAACUGUAAGAGAAAGGGUCAGGGAAGCAAUAUAACUUCUGUUCUAAGGUUCUCCUCCCAUUAUUAAUUACUAGCUAAUUACAGUUCAGAGCAUUUAUACUGGAAUGUGUGCUGGAGAAAUUUAAAAUACGGGGGUUUGUUGGAUGGUGCCUAUUUAGAGUUGGAAGUUGAACAGCUGUUGCAUUACAUACUUUUGCUUUUUUAUUGAAAUUUUGAAAUCAGACUUGUCUUGAUUUUUCUGUUCCAUCAAAUUGCUAUGUUCAGGAUGUUCUGAGGGGGGUGGGGGCAGGGACUCUUUCAUAAUAAGCACUUGUUUUAUUUUGUGUGUGUGGAGUAUAAAGGCUACACCCUUAUUGUAAAAAAUAUUAAUAAUAAAAUGAAAGAAACAAUCAUCACCACCUUCAUUAAACUGUAACUUGUCUAGUAAAUUGUCACUAGAACUAUUUGCUGUGGGUAUUUCCUCUAUUCUGUUACAUGGUUAACAGGACCGUACUGUGCAGGGAACCAAAAGAAGUAAAUAUACAUUUGCGAAGAUUGCAGAGGAAGUGUGAACAACUCUGCUUGCGCCCCUGCUGACUGUAUUGCACUACUCAGGGCUGUAGAGAAGGACUGGACCUGCAGGCACAAUGGGGGAGUUCUUGUUUUCUUGUUUUUCUUAUUCAAUAAACCUGAAUAAAACCA
Messenger RNA from Sciurus carolinensis (gray squirrel), 2849 nucleotides. It is a transcript of the gene Luc7l2, whose product is annotated as LUC7 like 2, pre-mRNA splicing factor. The transcript has 12 exons. Bases 524 to 1750 code for a protein of 408 amino acids. The record is from RefSeq and is a predicted model, not a curated record. Lineage: Eukaryota; Metazoa; Chordata; Mammalia; Rodentia; Sciuridae. Gene Ontology annotation, biological process: mRNA splice site recognition. Gene Ontology annotation, molecular function: mRNA binding. Gene Ontology annotation, cellular component: U1 snRNP; U2-type prespliceosome.